AUGAAGCUCGUGUCUUUGACCGUGCAACGUUCACCACAAGGCAGCCGCUACUUUAGCAACAGGAAAUGCUGUGUACCACCCAGCAUCUCCUCGUCAGCGAUACCCGCAUCUUCAACAGCCUUCUUAAGCACCUCUUCCGGUGCAGCCCCUUCUACGACCCCACUCAUGUCUAGUUUCUCUAGCAUGGCAACUUCCACGUUUCUCUUUUCCUCCUCGAGCGUGGAAGAAUCGAGCACUUUCACUCUGAACCCAUCGACAUCAGACACUCCAAGCUCAUCUACGAUAUCAGAAAGUCCCACGCCUACACCUUUAGAAACUACGACCUUCAUUAGUGUGACGACCUCAGCGGAGUCCACCACAACCAGCUCGCCAUCACUUACUUGUGGUAUAUACACCGAGAUCACGCGAAGUGAAUACUGGUUCGAGACCCUAACCUCCGGACCCAUGACCCAGGAGGAGUGUCAUAGAAUCUGCUUAGACAACGCAUCCAGACUAGUCUGCACAAGCUAUGCUAUUAUGCAGAGUACGUGUAAACUAUACGAUGUACCUGCUCGGCAACUCCACGAGUCAUCGCCGAAAAGGAUACGCCGCGUCGAGAUAUGGCAGGCCUUCGACAAGGACUGUUCAAUUGUUCCCAACGCCCCCACUUCUGCUACUCCCACAUCCGAGACUCCAACCCCUACUCCCACGCCUGAGCCUAUAUCCGAGACUCCAACCCCUACUCCCACGCCUGAGCCUAUAUCCGAGACUCCAACCCCUACUCCCACGCCUGAGCCUAUAUCCGAGAGUCCAAGUCCUACGCCCACGCCCCAACCUACAUCAGAGACUCCCACUCCUACUCCAACGCCCGAACCAACAUCCGAGACUCCUACGCCGACUCCCACGCCUGUCAUACCGCCCGCAACAUGCUCCUGGCACGGUCUCAGCUACGAUAUCGCUGACAAGCUGCCCCAGUCGCGCUCGUACGUCUCAAGUCUUGACGAGUGCAAGGCAAUCUGUCUCGCCGUCAGCACUUGCUUGUCAUACCAGUACGCGCCCUUCAAUCAGCUCCCCAAUCCAAACUGGCAAAAUUGUAUUCUGAGUCGAGCGGACGCGCAACAGCAAGGGCUGUUUGUAGCGGAUUCUAAUCAGGUUUUUGCGAUUUAUGAGCGGGCCUGUUAA
This is a messenger RNA of Pseudovirgaria hyperparasitica, 1161 nucleotides long. RefSeq lists its product as uncharacterized. NCBI's taxonomy places the organism in Eukaryota, Fungi, Ascomycota, Dothideomycetes, Acrospermales, Acrospermaceae. The transcript is spliced from 2 exons. The coding region runs from base 1 to 1161 and encodes 386 amino acids. The record is from RefSeq and is a predicted model, not a curated record.